CACUUUUGCGCAUUAUAGGGCUCCUGUGAGGCGCUGUACCGAUUCUCAGUGGUCUCCACCCAUCCCGCCUGUCUCACCGGCUGUCCCAGCCCAGCUACUCUCAGCCCACGCCCACCGUAUCAAUCAGCACUUGCUUGUUCCCCCGUUCACUUCGUCCUGGCCCACUUCGAGGGUGCUGACUCGUCUGUCAUCCCGUCGGUCGGACGUUUCUGUUCGGCUGAGUGUAGCCUCAGGAAGGAAUGCAGUGGCAGUGGCAGUGAGCUGUGCAUGUAAGCAGUGAUGAGACACAUCGGCUUUUCAAGACAUACGCGACGCACCCGGUGAGACCCCAGACGACUGUCGGCCCUGCAGGCCAUACGUGCGAGAGUUGUUGGCGCGAGAGCCGGGAAGUGUUGUGUCUAUCUAUCUAUCUUAUCUAUUCUAAGCAAGGCUGUCCAGCACAGCAAUGGACACACAGAACGGUACGCAACUCACGACAGACACCGACAGACACACAGGAGCGUCCUGUUGUAUGUGUCAUGCAUGUUGUGGAUCUGAUCGUGUCCUUACUUGCAGUCAGUACGAAGGCCGAGAGCGAGGUUGCCGGUCAGCCUGUGUGCCUGGGAGUGACGGGUGGCAAAGUGGGUGAUGGUGAGGUGGACGACCACGGCCUCCCGACCAAGGAAGGCCACACCCACGACUCAUCCGCACCCGGCAGCAACGCGUCCGCAGACCAAGAUACACCGAACACAGCAGGUGCGGUCGGUGCGCACUCAUUCAUUCAUCUAACUAACCAUCCGUAUGUGGACUGACUCCUGAUGAGAUGACACUCACCAUCACUCUGCCCGUGCUCUGCGUCAGGUGUGGUCACGUGUGGCGACGGCAGCGGCCAGAAGGCAGACGUCGGUGAACCUAUCAAGGCCAGCACCACUGGCGGCGGGGUGGGGGCAGACGGAGCGAGGCUGAGGGGCAAGGAGGACGGCAAAGGAGGCGGCAAGGACGGCAAGGAGGCGGCGAAAGCACCGGACGCGCCAAAGACUCUCGAUACGGACGCAACAAUACAGGUAGUACCCACAUCAGAUCUGGAGAGCUCGCUGCACACGUAUGCGUUGCGUAUGCCCCUCCCUCUGUGUGGGUGGGUGUUAGGCUGGCGUUGUCAAGGCAACCAAGGGUGCUGUAGACAGCUGGGAGGACAUGGUGGACGACUCCCAAGAACACACCAAGUAAGCAGAGCAUAGCACAGCACAGCGUGCCGCCAGAUCACCUUCACCAACCUCCUCUCUCCCUCCUUGCCGCAGCAUUGUCCUGCCGGAGAAGCAUUCGGUGCUUCGCCACGACCCCGAGGAGCCGACGGCGCACACGGCCCCCUCGUCGGCCAAGCAGUCUCACUCCUCACACGAGAUGGCCGGCAGCUGCGGACACGACGAAGACGACGACACAUGGGACGCACCGCCUGUCAAGAGCGUCUCACAGAAGAUGAUGGCCAAGAUACAGGAGGAGCAGGGCGGCCAAGAGAAACACGAACAGGGGGACGCUGAGCAGGUAGCGUACCUGACAGCGAAAGGGGGUGGGGAGAAAAGAACCACGACUGACGAAUGAAUGGGUCUCUCUCUUUCUGUCGGGUGGUGCAGUCGUCAUGGGAGGUGGUCCAGUCCCGCAAGCGCCGCGGCCGCGGCAGCAAGAACGCCCCGAUCCAGGACACAGACUCACACCCGGUCCCCCCGCCUCCCCCACCCACACACCAUCCAGACACCCACACCCACACCAUCACGCAGGACCAGGGUGGGGGCACGGGUCUCGUCGAGGCCCUCGCCGCCCUGCUGGCAAAGACUGAGAGCGAGGAGGACGCCCGCCAGCAGCACCGCGGCAAGCAUCACGGUGUGUCGUCUGGCGGUGGGGGUGGUGUUGGUGCGUCGUUGGGUGGGCGGAAGCAGCUGGGUGGCGCGGCUCCCCCGCCGCCAUUGCUCAAGAGCGGCAUGCGACUCGCGCCUGGCGGCAGAGGGGCCAAGACACCCAAAAACCGUACCUCCGAUGCAGACAGACAGACAGACAGAGAGACUCAUCGAUAGACGGAUGGGUGCUCCUUCCUGGCUGGUUUGUGUUGUCUGUCUGGCAGAGGUGAACGGUGUGGACCCCCAUGACGACCACCAAAUUACCCCGACCCGUAAGAACCAGCUGGUCAAGCGUGGCGCGACCGAGGGCUUCUUCAACGUCAAACUGUCGACCGUCCCGCACACCGACUCGCAGAGCACCGAGGGCGGGCCGUCCGACUGGUCGGUGUCGCUGUCGUCCAACCAGGGCACCAUCGCCGUCCACGAGGGCGAGGCGCUCAUCCAGACCCAGUGCUUCGACAUACUCAGGACGGGCGACGGAUCCAAGACGACCGAGAAGCAACACGACACAGGUGCGAAGUGAGCACGACGACACGCACCAAAUACUUACUGGGGCGCUGGCUGAUGGGGCGUGGCGUGUUGGUCGGUCUGUAUUGUGUGACGUGACGCAGGUGGUGCCCAGGUGACGGCGGGGGGCGAGGCUGACGACGGAUGGGAGGGCGAGCCGGAGGGCCUGGGGACGACUGCACACACACAGAGUGAGGAGAAACCGGCCAAGACGCCGUCCAAGGUACACACCUACAGACGAGCACAUGACACUUCACACACUCACUGAUCUGGUCGUCAGUCAAUGCAUUGCAUGCACAUCGUCUUCGUUCUUUCUUCCCAUAUAUCAGUCCCUCUCGUCCGUCCUGCUCAAGGGCCACACACAGGGCCGCCAAGACACCACCACACAAGAGGAGGAAGACAAGGCCCGCCACCCCGACUGGCGCGUCAGCAAGGGCCCCGACCGCUGGGACAACCAGAGCAACUCUCCUAGUGGCCGAGAUGGCGCCAGGCGCACCGCAGCUGGCGGGGCCGCCAGCACGGGCGCAGGAGGUGGGACCGCACGGUCGCGAGCAGAUAUGGAUGACAACUGGCGCCGAAAGGACUCACGAGACGACAAGUAAGUGACGGAGCUACCUGAUACGGUUGGUUCUUUGUAGGCCAAUCAUGGGGGGGUGUCAUGUGUCAUGAAUGCAGUGAGGUUGAGGCGGCCCCCUGGCGUCGCCCAGGCGGGAUGGGCAGCGGCAUCAUGCGUGAGAGCAGACGUGACGACCGAGACCGCUCCCUCCACCGUGACAGCUUCCAGGCCUACACCAACACUCACACCAACGACCAACACGACAGCAUCGACAUAGACAGACAGGAGGCGGACCUGCUCAUGGACCGCGACACCCGCACCACCCGCGAGAGGCAGCGCGAGAAGGAGGGCUCUUUCCGGGACCCCACUGCUCGUCCCAUCGGCCGCAGCCGCACCGUCGUGUCCGGAGGCGGCAAGCCACUGGUCGCUGUGAGGGGCAUGCGCGACGAUGGCGGACGGGAGGCACCGCGGGACGAGGGCGACCGUGACAUCAACUGGCAUGGUGGGGUCACCAUGUCUGGUCGCGAGCAUCUGUCGGUGUCCUCGCCGCUCGGCCGCGAGGGCGGCGUGGGCAUGGGCAUGGGCAUGGGCAUGCGGCGGUCGUCCCGUGACAGGGACCGCUCGUGGGCCGAUGUGGUGGCCGGGCGGGCGGAGGAGGGGGAGACCGACGAACACGACUACAUCUUCCCCCACGACAAUGGGGGCGACCGACGCGCAUUUCCUCACGAGUAUGGAGACCGUGGCCACCGCCGGCAUGGGCCGUAUGCGGAGCAGGAUCAGCAUGACGGGGAGGAGGAGGGUACUGGUGGUGGUUCGGGCGGGAGUGGCGACAUGCAGACGAUAGACGAGGAGGAGAGCAAGGGGUUCUGGGGGUGGCUCAUGGACAGCGAGUGGGGUGGGGGCGACUGGCCCACAGGCAGCCAUGUCAUGGUCAGUCAGUGAGGGUGGGCAGUCAAGUCAGUCAGUCAGAUCGGGAGAAGAGCCGACUCGUCAUUUAUUUCCCUUGCCUCACUCAUCCCUCGUCCCUGCUCCCUCCCUCCCUCUGUGUGUGUGUUUCCGCCAUCCAUCCAUUAUACUGCAGACGGCACUGAUCAUGGCGCUGCUGUUGCGCAUAGUAUGGGUGAUUUACCGGGUGGUCAUGAAGCACCUGGCGGCCCACCAAGCGGCCACCCAUCCCGUCGACACGCCCGCACCAGGAGCAGCGGUUGGGGGGCCUGCGGGCGGCGGCGGGCUGUCCAUGGCCAUGGCGGUGGGCGAGGUGGCUUCAUCGCCAUCGGCGGUAGAGGUUAGUCCUGAGGGCCUGUUCUUUUGUCCCGCGUGGGACACCGGCUCCACCUCACCCGCAUUCUUCUAGCUAGCCUGUGUGUGCUGCAGGUAAAUGAAGCAGUCAAGUCACCACGCAGACAGAGAAAGGCCAUUUGCCCCUGCGUGUGAAGCAUCGAUGUGUGUCUGUUUUUCCUUGCAGCAGAUUUCUCACGAACCACCUCUCCUCAUCCGCAGUGAUGGCAGCCGCGACAGAUGAGGUGCGUCAAGUGAGGAGUGUGGCGGUGCCUGCCUAGUUGUGUUUGUAAGGUUAGUGGGCCGGCUGGCUGGCUGGCUGGCUGACUGGCCGUCACGAUGGAUGCAUGGCCGACAUACCAUAGCGGGUAGGCAGAUGAGGACCGACGAUCGAUGACGUACUACCUGCAUAGAGAGACAGAGACAGAGACAGAGACAGGGGUGGGUUAGGUGCGGGUGGGUGGGUGGUGAGAUGGUACUCGCUCGAUGCUGCUGCGUUGCGUUGCGUUGCGUUGCGUUGCGUGUGAAUACUCGGAAGCUUCGCGGGGCAGUUGGAUGGCUAGACGUGUGUAUACGUAUGUCAAUUCAUAGCUAUCUAUGCCGCCCCAUGCAUGCGGUCCGGUCCACUUACUCAUCCACCUUUUGCAGACGGAUGGAUGGAUGGAUGUAACUAGACGAGACGACAGAGACAGCCAGCAGACAGAAACGCAUUCAUUCUGUGUCUGUCUGCCCAUUGUCCACCGACUGUAUUACGACCGUCGGGGAUGAAUGGUGGAUCGGAUCAGCAGCUGACUGAUGCCAUGCAUGCCACACUCUGUACAGACAGACAGACAGACAGACAGGACAGACGGGCAGGCUUACCUACCGGUACCUCUCUGCCUGCAACCUGCCUAGCCGCUGCUACCAGACAGACAGACAAGGAUCGGUGGUGUGACCGGUCACUAGUCGUCUCUCGGUCCGGUUCGCUCGGUUGACACGUCGAUCUUGUUGGCGCUCAGCACACCACUCGUCGGCCGGUGUUUUGAGCAGCAACAGCGUCGUGUGUGUUGGCCGAGCCACCGGACGGGCCACUCACUGCAGGUCAGGUGUGUGGCGACCGGUCUGGUCUCUAGCUAGUGUGUGUUGUGUAGAAUUGGAGGAUGAUGGAGUGGCUCAGAUGAACAUUGUGGUUAGCGGCUACCUGCCUUCCUGACGGCUGUCUGUCUAUCUCUUUGUUUCUUUCUCUGAGGGCCUCUUGACGUGAUUGAUAGCUAUGUAGCUAGCUAGCCAGCUAGGAUGGCCGGACUAAUGCCUUAAUUGUGCAAUCAACCAACAAUGACUACUUGAA
Messenger RNA from Vitrella brassicaformis, 5539 nucleotides. The record is from the annotation of a GenBank genome assembly. NCBI's taxonomy places the organism in Eukaryota, Vitrellaceae.